Molecule: messenger RNA, 473 nt
Organism: Botrytis cinerea B05.10
Lineage: Eukaryota; Fungi; Ascomycota; Leotiomycetes; Helotiales; Sclerotiniaceae
Exons: 2
Coding region: 62-283 (73 amino acids)
Source: RefSeq, a predicted model, not a curated record
GGACAACUGUCGCCCAGCACCACCAAUCCCAAGCAGGCACUCGGGAACCAGGGGGCCUGACAUGUCAAUCUUACCCCAGUACGAUCAAAUAUUGCAAUCGUCGGGAAUUCAUCUAUGUGGCACGAGGACUUUGACAGUUUCGAAAGGCUGGCAUUGGCAUAUCGGGCACUCCUCCCCCGCCCGCAGCAGCAUCAGGAUUUCCCGAAAGUCAUCUAAUAUUCUCUACCGAAAACACCCACGUCCUUCUCAUCGUCGUCUCACUCUCCCAGACGUCCUCAAUUAAGGACGGCAUGGUUCAUGCAAGAUCACCGAACCGAGCCUCCGAGGACAUUUCCCCAGGUCUAGACUCCAAGUUCAUUUCAGUCCCCGGCAAUAAUGGCACUCACGAUGUUCCUGGUCAUUUCGGCAAAGAAGCCGUUCAAUCGACUGAUAUUACAGACCCGCCGGUCUGGUUGAAGAAUCUAAUCCUGGCA